Messenger RNA from Microthlaspi erraticum, 1077 nucleotides. NCBI's taxonomy places the organism in Eukaryota, Viridiplantae, Streptophyta, Magnoliopsida, Brassicales, Brassicaceae. The record is from the annotation of a GenBank genome assembly.
AUGGAUGUACCAGAGGGGAAUGGAAACCCUUUGGGACAUGGACUCGGUCGAGCUAGGCAAACUCGACCGAUUGGUCAAGGAGAUGCUCCAAACCGCCACCAACAGAGACAAGGGAUUGUUCCACCACCAGUGCAGAACCACAACUUUGAGAUCAAGCUGGGAAUGAUCAACCUUGUCCAGAACAAGAUGUUCCAUGGAUUGCCAAGUGAAGACCCCAUUGACCACCUUGAUGAGUUUGAUAGGCUUUGUGAUUUGACAAAGAUCAAUGGUGUCUCUGAAGAUGCCAUCAAGCUGAGACUCUUUCCUAUGUCUCUAGCUGACAAAGCUCACCAAUGGGAGAAGAGCUUGCCCCAUGGCACAAUCACCACUUGGGAUGAAUGCAAGAAGGCCUUUCUUGCUAAGUUUUUCUCCACCGGUCGCACAGCCAAGCUUAGAGGAGAGAUAUCCAGCUUCAUCCAGCGAAACAAUGAGACAUUCGCAGAGGCUUGGGAGAGGUAUAGGGAGAUGCUAGACACAGCUAGCAAUGGGAACUUCCUCAACCAGGAUGUAGAUGAUGGCUGGCAACUUGUGGAGAACAUAGCUAACUCAAAUGGAAGCUAUGGAGAAGAGUAUGAUCGCACCAACCGGAGCUCGACCCACCACUCGAUCGAGUCAGACGAAAAGUUGAGAAAAGAUGUUAAGGCAUUGAAUGAGAAGUUGGAUAAGCUGAUCCUAGCUCAGUCCACAAUGAAGAAAGUCAACUUUGUGUCUGCUGAGGAGAUGGAACCAGUCCAAGAAGGGGAGGAUACACAAUUUGCUGAGGUAUGCUACAUGAGCAAUGGGCAAGGAGGUUACAACAAAGGAUACUAUAAUUACAAGUCCAACCCUGCCAUGUCAUACCGCAACACUGAUGUUGCUAACCCUCAGGACCAAGUAUAUCCUCAACAACAAGCAGCUCGAUCGAGUCAGCCACAACAUGGGUAUGGUCAAAAGAACAAUUACCAAGGACCACAAGGCACUUUCUCUUCUGAAGUGAUUCACAAGUUCAGAAGAGAUCUCAGUGGGAUUGGAAUUGAGUUGCCUCUAUGGAUAGCAUGA